Molecule: messenger RNA, 2308 nt
Organism: Bemisia tabaci
Lineage: Eukaryota; Metazoa; Arthropoda; Insecta; Hemiptera; Aleyrodidae
Product: alanine aminotransferase 2-like
Biological process (GO): biosynthetic process
Molecular function (GO): pyridoxal phosphate binding; transaminase activity
Source: RefSeq, a predicted model, not a curated record
AUCCGAAAAUAAUGAUCGAUAAAUAAUCAUCUUUUAUUGUGAAGUUUUGUUAUAAAGACGCAUCUUUCCACCAAAAUUGGCAGCAGUGAGCUGCAGUUAAUACCAAACUAUGUUCCGUGGCUUAUUCGUUACUAAACAUCGAAUUUGGCAUAAUUAUCCGAGGGAAUUUUAAACAUCAACUUGGCAACUAUGCUUAAAAUUCUGAUUUGAUUAAAUGCCCAUCUAAGAUUAUGUUACACUGUUAGGUCAUUCUAGUGCGGUGAGUUGUGUUCUCCGUCCGUAGAGCAAUGCUACACUUUUGCCUCUAGGACUUUUGCGUGGACUCUAAGAAAGACCAUAAACAUGUCGGUGAAUGAAGUUAACGGGGGGCAUUGUCCGAACCGCGGAAAAUGUCUGACCUUGGAAACUUUAAAUCCGGGGGUGAAAGUGAUGCAAUAUGCCGUCAGAGGACCACUUUUUAUCAGGGCCAUGGAGAUACAAGCGGAGCUUAAACAGGGUGUGAAAAAACUCUUCAAGGAGGUUUUGAGAGCCAACGUGGGCGAUGCACAAGCCAUGGGGCAAAAGCCGAUCACUUUCAUUCGACAAGUAUUAGCAGCAGUGGCACUUCCACAUCUUCUGGAGGAUCCUAAAUUUCCGGAUGAUGUCAAGGUUCGAGCUAGAGACAUAUUGGCUAGCUGCCCAGGAGGCACCAUGGGUUCAUACACGGAUAUACCUGGUAUUGAAGUGAUUCGGAAGCACGUGGCAGAUUAUAUCCAUAGGCGUGACGGUGCACCAGCCGAUUGGCAAAAUAUCAUUCUCACCUCAGGAGCUUCUACUGGCAUCGACGCUAUGCUUAAGCUUCUAAAUGCACGUAUUGAUGACAAAGCACCGGGUGUGAUGAUUCCCACUCCUCAAUAUCCUCUAUACACGUCCACUAUAGGCGAGUUUUCAAUGAUCCCUAUAAAUUACUACUUACACGAGGAGCAAAACUGGAGUCUUGACAUUCAGGAACUCGAGCGCGCUAUUACAGAGGCUAGGAAAUAUUGCUAUCCCCGAGCAAUUGUCGUUAUCAACCCUGGAAACCCAACAGGCCAAGUCUUAAGGCGAGGAAAUAUUGAGGAUAUCAUUAAGUUCGCGUACAAGGAGAAACUAUUUAUAUUUGCUGAUGAAGUUUACCAACAGAAUAUUUACGGAGAUGGGAAUGAAUUUCAUUCAGUUAAGAAAGUUAUAACGGAGAUGGGCGAGCCGUUUAGUCAAAUGGAAGUCGCCUCCUUUAUGUCAACUUCAAAAGGUUACAUGGGUGAAUGUGGAGCCCGAGGAGCAUACAUGGAAAUCAUCAACUUUGACCCUGAAGUAAAAGCCAUGCUUUUAAAAUCCAUUAGUCAUAUGCAUCAACCUAGUUUUGGCCAGGUUGCGAUUGAUUGUGUUGUGAAUCCACCCCGAGAAACUGAGCCAUCGUAUGAGCUGUUCAUGAAAGAAACAAGAGGUGUUAUAAACUCCCUUAAAGAAAGAGCUAAGUUGGUGGCCGAUGCGUUCAAUCGUAUGGAGGGCAUGUCGUGUCAGCCGGUUCAAGGAGCCAUGUAUGCAUUCCCAAAGAUGAAGUUGCCUCCCAAGGCAAUAGAAAAAGCUACUCACCUUGGAUUGUGCCCCUCGGAGUUUUACGCGUUUCAACUUCUAGAGAACACCGGGAUCUGCGUCAUACCCGGUGCUGGAUUUGGCCAAAAACCUGGAACCUAUCACAUCAGAACCACAAUUCUCCCACAGACGGAUAAACUAAAGGACAUGUUAAACAAGUUUGAAGAGUUCCAUCGUAACUUCCUUGCCGAAUACAAGUGAGACUUUGCUAGGAAUCUUGAGACUGUUCGACAACUUAGUCAAGUGGUACCACCUAAGCACGUAACACUGAAGCGGUCGCCUGUUGGGAGUAAAAUCUCAGAAAAUGUAAAUUGUAAAAAUGAUAUGGGUUUUUUUUAAAUCCUGCAAUCAUACUUGUUUAAAAGUCAUUGCCAGAUUCGGCUGAUGGUUUUCUCCUUCUUCUUUUGUCUCUUUACAUUGGAAAAAUUCUGCCAAACCUACUGCAAGGAGCAUUUUUUUCAUUGACUGGCCAAAUUUUUUAUCGAAAAACAGUACAUGAGCAAAAAAAUGCAAAUUAACAAUUGCAUAAACGCACUUUUUUACUUUAACCUUCGACGUAUAGAGGGUCGUAACAUUCAAACAUAUUAAUUUUAUGUGUAUUAAUCUGUCAAGGUUUACCUAAUUAUGGCUGCAUUGUAAAAGUAUUAUAUUUAUUGGAGGGAAAAAUAUGCAAGUAUGUUGAAAUAUUUUUUAA